GCAACAGCAGCAACCCCAUCAUCAACAACAACAACGAAAAACCCCACAGCAAUAUAAUCAAGUACAACAGCAACAACAGCAAGUACGCCGCAAAUAUUCGUCAGAAUAUAAUCAUCAUCAUCAUCAGCAUCAUAAUCAACAGCAGCAACAGCAGCAGCAGCAGCAGCAACAUCAUCAAAGUAGCAGCUCCUCCAGCAACGAUACUGGCAUACAGACUACCAAAAGCAUGUCAUGGACCAAUUCAUCACAGCACAAAAAGUCAACACAAUCUGUGGCUGUCACUGCCUCACCAAAUACUGUGAACAAUGCUGCUGCAACAACCACCGGCAAUAAGUCUGGCUAUAGUCAUCCCACUAAAACAUAUACCAAUCAGCAACAUUAUCAACAGCAGCAGCAACAGCAGCAGCAACAUUAUCACAAUUACAAUAGUAGCAACAACAAUAACAAUAAUAAUAAUAAUUCAAGCAAUCAGCAACAACAGCCACAAAUGCGAACCUAUGGCACCAUGAAAGUGCCUUCAUCACCAGUGGCCAGUUCAGCGCCAACAUUAGAGCGUAAAAUUAGUCAACAGAGUGCAGCAAAUACCACAGUAGCAGCCACAACAAUUAUACAACAACAACCAGCUAGCGGAACAAGUGCAACAGCAGCAACAACUACCUCAACGGCCAGCAUAACAGCGGCCCCCAAUCAAUUUCCACAAGAGACAGCAACACCUGCUGCCGCCCAUCAUACAAAAUCCACAUACAGUAGCAGCAGCAGCACCAGCAAUUAUACAGCCAAGCCGAAACACUUGUCCUCAGCUCAUGAGCCAACCGCAACAACGGCAGCAACAUCAUCAUCAGCAGCAGCAGCAGCAGCAGCCGCCGCAACAUCGUCAGCAGCAACCACAUUGAGCUCAACGCAGCCUCAAUUGAAUUUGGCUCCACCGCCAGUACCACAAACAAACCAAAACAAUAAUGCAGAGAGUGCACAACCAUCAUGGGCUAGUCUAUUUGCCAGCAGUAAGAAACCUGUGGCCAAGGUAGCUCCCUAUGAGGCCAACAAACCGCAGCAGCAACAGCAGCCAUUACAGCAACACCAACAACAACACCAGCAACAAUUGCAGCAGCAACAUUCAGUUGCAGCAAGUAAUGCUGCUUCAGUGCCACAGCAACUAGCUCCACCAACUCCACAUCAGCAGCUUCAAUUGCCAUCACCUGUUCCGGCACCAACUACCCCACUUAUUACGCCCGGAACUCUAUCCUAUUCGGCUGCCUCGGCUCAAGCUGUGCCCCCCACAGCCACUGCAACUGCCUCUGCCUCGGUGAAGCCCUUAAAGAGUCAAGAGGGAUUACGUCCGGUUGCCGGCUCCGCCGCUGCUGCUGCUGCUGCCGCCGCAGCUGCUGCUCAACUCGAUGAAUGGACCCACAAAUAUGCCGAUUUUCUUACGCGUCACAAAACCCCCCAACUGGCGCCCAUCAGUCUACGUCCUCGAGGUCUAACAAAUCGCUCGAACUAUUGCUACAUCAACUCUAUACUACAAGCCUUAUUGGGCUGUUCUCCCUUCUACAAUUUGCUGCGUUCGAUACCCAAGCAGGCGGCUGUUCUAAGCGAGGUUAAAACGCCCACAGUGAAUGCCAUGAUGUCCUUUAUGACAAAUUUCACAGCGUUGCCAAGCGGUUUACGUUUACGUUUGAAUAACAAUCUAAAUAACAAUAAGGGAUCCCAAAAUAAGGGCAAAGAUGAAUUUGCUGGCGUUGAUCUGCAAUGUGAUAUGGCCUUUGAGCCCACUGAAAUUUAUAAAUUGUGGAAUGAUAGCCGCGAAGAGCAUGUCGAAGGUCGUCAGGAGGAUGCCGAAGAGUUUCUUGGUUAUGUACUAAACAAGCUUAAUGACGAAAUGCUUGAGGUUAUCAAGCUGAUUGACAAGCCAAAUCCUCAGCAAAAUGGACAGCAAGAACAAGCCGAUGAGCCUGAAGAUGAUGGCGAUGUUUGGCAGAUGAUCUGCAACAAUCGCAACAAGGGCAGCGUGACACGUCAAACUGAUUUUGGUCGUACACCAAUUAGCGAUAUUUUUCGCGGUGAACUGCGUUCCCGUCUGCAACGUGAAGGCGAACACUCCACCGAUGUUAUUCAACCAUUCUUUACUCUGCAAUUAAAUAUUGAAAAAGCCGCUUCGGUUAAAGAAGCCUUAGAGAUCCUUAUUGGACGCGAUCAACUUGAAGGCGUCACCGGUAGCAAGACCAAACAGGAAGUGGUCGCCUGGCAGCAGAUGACUUUGGAAAAACUGCCAAUUGUCUUGAUAUUGCAUUUAAAAUACUUUGAUUAUAGAUCCGAUGGCUGCACAAAAAUACUAAAGAAAGUUGAAUUCCCCGUCGAACUGAAAAUUGAUGCCAAGAUACUUGGCUCAAAAAAGACCGCACAGAAACAACGUGCCUAUCGACUCUUUGCCGUGGUCUAUCAUGAUGGCAAAGAGGCCUCCAAGGGGCAUUAUAUCACAGAUGUAUUCCAUACUGGCUACCAAAGUUGGUUGCGCUAUGAUGAUAGUUCGGUGAAACCGAUUAGCGAGAAACAUGUGCUUCAGCCGCACACACCUCGUGUGCCUUAUCUACUAUACUAUCGUCGUUGCGACACCGUUCAGCAGCAGACGCAACAGCAGCAACACAACCAACAACAGCAACAGACCAGCAAUGGCGGCAGCGGUUCGGGAUCCUCUUCUGCAUCGGGCACAACAUCAGCAGCUAACAACAAAUGAAUAGUUCAACACUCAACAGCAAAGUUGUAAAAUUACCAUAAAAGGAUCUUUAAGUGCGUGUGUGUGUGUUUAUCUUUCUUUUCCUUUAACUAUUUUAA
Messenger RNA from Drosophila willistoni, 2829 nucleotides. RefSeq names its product ubiquitin carboxyl-terminal hydrolase 10. The record is from RefSeq and is a predicted model, not a curated record. Gene Ontology annotation, biological process: protein deubiquitination; regulation of autophagy; DNA damage response, signal transduction by p53 class mediator. The transcript is spliced from 7 exons. NCBI's taxonomy places the organism in Eukaryota, Metazoa, Arthropoda, Insecta, Diptera, Drosophilidae. Gene Ontology annotation, cellular component: nucleus; cytosol. Gene Ontology annotation, molecular function: cysteine-type deubiquitinase activity; cysteine-type endopeptidase activity. The coding region runs from base 227 to 2731 and encodes 834 amino acids.